AUGAGACAUGGUAUAGCAGCUUCAAUAGCAUCGAAAAAGAGAAGGCAGGAAGCAUUGGGCAAAGCAAAAAAAUAUAUGUAGGCAGAUGAAGAAAGUUAGCAAAAUGAAUAAGAUAAUAUUUAGCUACUUAAGAAAAAAGUGUUUACAAUUUCCUUUUAUCCUAUUCUAACUUGGACUGUUGGAAUCGCAAUAAUUAUAUUAGGAAUUUACUUUAUUUCAGUAAUUGCUGCGUAAGACUAAGAAGCAAACAUUAAAGGAUUUAAUUAAGGGUAUUGGUGGUAAUACUUUAUCUGUGUGUGCGUGGUAUUAUUUGGACUUGGCAUAAUGUUUGUUCAAAAAAUAUAAAAAAUAGUUAUUGAUAAAGAAAAAGGUUUGAUCUUCAUCAGAAAAAGGAAUAUAAUAUGCUUAUUAAAAGAAUUGUAAAAGCCCGUCAACACUUUCUAGGAUAUUUACAUUUUAAAAAAGGGAUAUGAAACUAAGUUCAGUAAAGCAAUCCAUUAUACACUUUCUAUGAGUUUUUCAGAUUAACAUGAAAGGGUGAGUCUGCUUGAAUUUAGAUCUUUAGAAAAAGCAAAAAGAAGAUUCAUUUAGAUUCGUAAAUUUUUAGGAUUGGCUACAGAUGAAUAAAAUAUUGGAGUGGUAGAUGAAAGCAACUGA
This is a messenger RNA of Tetrahymena thermophila SB210, 657 nucleotides long. Its product is annotated as transmembrane protein, putative. The transcript is spliced from 6 exons. The record is from RefSeq and is a predicted model, not a curated record. Lineage: Eukaryota; Ciliophora; Oligohymenophorea; Hymenostomatida; Tetrahymenidae.